Anthostomella pinea is the source of this 627-nucleotide messenger RNA. Lineage: Eukaryota; Fungi; Ascomycota; Sordariomycetes; Xylariales; Xylariaceae. The record is from the annotation of a GenBank genome assembly.
AUGUCUCUCAGUCCGCGGAUGUCGCGGGCCUUUCUGGCUAGCAGUCGGCGUGUGGGCGCGUCUCCCCUGACGUGCGCGAUGUCGAGUAUUGUCAAUCCAUCAAUUGCCCAUAGGUCGUUGCACGCCGCCGCACCAAGAUGCGCCGUGCCCGCGACCAAGCCCACCAACCCGGAUCCCAGGGAAAAUCCCGCCCAUGAGCUCGCUCCCGCGAAGGAUGAGAAUGUCGGCCGGAAGCGCUUUGCGGACUUUGAGCUGAAAGUGUACUGUCUCGAUCGGGCGAAGGAACCAAGCGGGUAUUGGGCAGAGGCUGAGAGGCGCGUCGUCCCGGAAUGUGGAGGCUGCCUGCGCUACCGGCAACAGGACGUGCAGGACGUGGCUCAUCUUGACCAGGUCAUCACCGAGAUCGCGGAUGAGAACCAGCGCCUGGAUGGUGUGGUGGCCGCGGCGGGCAUCCAGCAGGUCACGCCGGCCGUUGUGUACAACGAGGCGGACGCGACGAGAAUGCUGUCGGUCAACUACGUCGGUGUAUUAAUGGCAGCUACGGCAGCGUCCCGGCAGAUGAUGAAGUACAAGUGCCACGGCAGCAUCUGCCUGAUCGCGAUGGAUGGUGGCCAUAUGUCAUGGUAG